This is a messenger RNA of Drosophila rhopaloa, 3804 nucleotides long. RefSeq names its product DNA polymerase subunit gamma-1, mitochondrial (gene tam). Gene Ontology annotation, molecular function: DNA-directed DNA polymerase activity; DNA binding; 3'-5' exonuclease activity. The record is from RefSeq and is a predicted model, not a curated record. Gene Ontology annotation, cellular component: mitochondrion; gamma DNA polymerase complex. NCBI's taxonomy places the organism in Eukaryota, Metazoa, Arthropoda, Insecta, Diptera, Drosophilidae. Bases 52 to 3495 code for a protein of 1147 amino acids. The transcript is spliced from 3 exons. Gene Ontology annotation, biological process: mitochondrial DNA replication.
GCCAGUUGUUUUGGAGUCGCUUUAAAGGAUGUUUACUUCAGUUAACUCGAAAUGCAACUCCAUUUGAUUAGAAACUACGCCAGCAAGGUCACCCCUGAGCGCUAUGCCAGCAGCAGCCUGAAGAUCUACCGCCGGGUGAGGCCGCCACCAAAGGUAAACAAACCAAAAAAGCCGGAGAAUAAUGUGGAGGGACAAUCUGAAUACGCGGAGAAUCUCGUGAAGGUGCAGAUGAUCUCGCGAAAUCUGCACGCGCAGCUGUUUCCCCAAGCCCCUCGCAGCAUUUCGGAGGAGCAGGUCGCCUCCGCCAAGGAUUACCAGGAUGAGUUGCGCAGGCACGGCGUCGACAUCGAAAGCUGUGCUCCUGUUCCGGAUGUCCAGCUGAAACUACCUCCGUUAAGGGGCGCCAAUAUCGAGGAGCACUUUUACAAUAUAGCUAAGGAACAGGUGCAGUCGUACGAGGAUCUGUUGCUUCCCCUGGUUCAGUGCGAGGAACUUCCAAAACGUCCUAAGCGUUGGGCCUUCUUUGCCGGCUGGACCGCUUAUGAUCCUGACAAUGGAACAGCCACUCCGGUGGAUCAGCCACUGGAAAAAGGACUUAUCUUCGAUGUGGAGGUGUGCGUCAACGAAGGACAGGCUCCUGUUCUGGCCACCGCUGUCAGCAAUAAAAGAUGGUACUCUUGGGUGAGUCCCAGACUCACCAAACAUCGUGUGAGUCUGCCCAAAACGGAGCCCCUGGACGUGGACACGGACACAGAGCGACCUCACUACUCUCCCGAUGAACUCAUACCUCUUGGAACAAGUGGACCUGGUCUGGUGGUGGGACACAAUGUCUGCUACGACAGGGCACGACUGAAGGAGCAGUAUUUAAUCGAGGACACGGGCACUCGGUUCGUGGAUACCAUGUCGUUGCACAUGUGCGUCAGUGGAGUGACCAGUUACCAGCGAGCCAUGCUCAAGUCCAAGAAGGAGCCAGCUCCCGAGGAUCUUGGUUGGCUGGAGCAGAGCUCCCUCAAUAGUUUGGUAGAGGUGCAUCGACUCUACUGCGGCGGCGAGCCACUAUCAAAGGAGCCAAGAAACAUUUUCGUUGAGGGCACCCUGGAGCAAGUCCGCCAGAGCUUUCAGUCGUUGACGAACUACUGCGCCGGCGAUGUGGAGGCCACCCAUCGGGUGCUCCGAGUCCUAUAUCCCAUGUAUGCCGAGCGCUUUCCGCACCCUGCUUCGCUGGCUGGCAUGUUGGAAAUGGGCUCCGCCUAUUUGCCCGUGAAUUCCAAUUGGGAACGUUAUAUACGAGAGGCACAGCUCACCUACGAGGAUCUCAGUAUCGAGGCCAAGUACCAUUUGGGACGCAGGGCUGAGGAAGCUUGCUCAUUGCUGCUCGACGAUCAGUAUCGCCAAAAUCUCUGGCUCUGGGAUGAAGACUGGAGUGUGCAGGAACUGAAGCUAAAACAGCCCCCAAAGCGCAAACCAUUGCCCAGGGAAGAGCGCCAGGAUCAUGGGGAUACCGCCGAGCAGCGUCGCCUGCAAGCCAAAUUCCAGCACCUCUACGAUCAACGGUCACUGCUCCCAGUUCGGAGACCCUUAUUACCCGGAUAUCCCCUGUGGUAUCGCAAACUAUGCCGAAAGCCACCAAGUAGAUCAAAACGGGAUGACGAUAUUCUGGAAGACGAGGAGGAAUCUUGGUCGCCAGGAGCCAGCGAGAUUAGCACUGGCAUGCAGAUUGCGCCCAAACUGCUUUCCCUCUGCUGGGAAGGAUAUCCCCUACAUUACGAGAGAGAGCAAGGCUGGGGUUUCCUGGUCCCUUUUCGCAGCGAUUCGGAAGGAGUAGACCGACUGCCCAUGGACCAACUUUUGGUGCGUUGUCCAGUACCUGAGUUUGCUCGGCAGUGCGCCUCGAAGGCGGAGAGUGAUCUGGCCUUAGAUAUGCUACCGAGUGAACUGGAGCAACACAUGGGAAAGCGAGAACACUACAAGAAGUUGUCUCAGAAGCAGCAACGCUUGGAAACUCAGUAUCAAGGCUCUGGUGUCUGGAGCAACAAAGUGCUGGAGGAUUCUUGCUUCUUCCUCAAGUUGCCCCAUAAAAAUGGACCCUCAUUUCGCGUGGGAAACCCUCUGUCCAAGGACUUUCUCAACAAGUUCUCAGAUAACGUGCUGAGCAGUGGAGAUCCAUCUUGUCAAGCUGCCGCCCGCGUCAUCGACAUUGCUCGCAUGAUGUCAUAUUGGCGAAACAAUCGGGAUCGAAUUAUGGGUCAGAUGGUUGUUUGGCUGAAUUCCCAGCAAUUGCCUAAGGAACUUAAUGGCGAAAAUUUCCACCACAUAUCCUACGGAGCCAUUUGUCCCCAAGUUGUAGCCUGUGGCACAUUGACUCGCCGUGCCAUGGAGCCCACAUGGAUGACGGCCUCGAAUUCGCGGCCUGAUCGCCUAGGAUCGGAGCUGCGCUCUAUGGUACAGGCUCCCCCCGGUUACAGGCUAGUGGGUGCCGAUGUCGACUCGCAGGAACUGUGGAUCGCUUCCGUGCUGGGCGAUGCCUACGCCUGUGGGGAGCAUGGCGCCACACCCCUCGGUUGGAUGACUCUCAGCGGUAGUAAGUCGAAUGGCAGCGACAUGCACUCCAUCACCGCAAAGGCGGUGGGCAUUUCCCGAGAUCACGCCAAAGUGAUAAACUACGCCAGAAUCUACGGAGCUGGACAGCUGUUUGCCGAGACACUGCUGCGUCAGUUCAAUCCGACAUUUAGUGCAUCCGAAGCGAAAGCCAAGGCCAUGAAAAUGUUUUCCAUUACCAAGGGCAAGCGAGUGUAUCGGCUGCGCGAAGAAUUCCACGACGAACUGGAGGAUAGGCCUUAUAGCAGCUACGAGGCUUCCCGACUUGCUGUGCAACGCAAUCGAGUUUUGACCGAAGUAUUUCAUCGUCCCAACUGGCAGGGUGGCACUGAGAGCGCCAUGUUCAAUCGUCUGGAGGAGAUUGCCACGAGGUCACAGCCGCAGACACCGUUCCUUGGUGGACGCCUUAGCCGAGCACUGGAGGCGGAAGGAGGUCCCGAUCAGGAGCAACGUUUCCUGCCCACUCGCAUUAACUGGGUCGUUCAGAGCGGAGCUGUGGACUUCCUGCAUCUAAUGCUGGUCAGCAUGCGGUGGUUAAUGGGACCUCACGUUCGCUUUUGUCUGAGCUUCCAUGAUGAAUUGCGCUACCUGGUCAAGGAGGAGCUUUCGCCUAAGGCGGCGCUGGCCAUGCACAUCACGAAUCUAAUGACGCGGUCCUUCUGCGUCUCCCGUAUUGGACUCAAGGAUCUGCCCAUGUCGGUCGCCUUCUUUUCGUCUGUCGAGGUAGACACUGUGCUGCGAAAAGAGUGCACGAUGGACUGCAAGACGCCGUCGAAUCCGCAUGGCCUGCGUAUAGGCUAUGGGAUUCAACCAGGUCAGAGUCUGAGCGUAGCGGAGGCAAUCGAGAAAGCUGGCGGCAAUGACGUUAGUCAGUGGGCUUGGAUAAAGCAGCAUUAGCUUGCGAGAACUUAAGUUUUCGUAGUUACUGCUAUGUACUUGUUUGUUACUUAAGAAUUUAACUAAGAUAUAUGCGGUUAAUAGUUCCUUUUGAACGUUUUUUAAGAAACAAAAAUGGAAUUGAAGUUUAAAAUUAGUUUAAAAUAAAUUAAGUUUUUCAACAAAUUAUGGUAAUUAAUAGGCUGUCAAUAUUGAGCAUAUUGAAUAUGAGAUUAUAUUUAGGACAAAUGACGCCCAAAGAUUAUAAAUUAGAGAUAAGAGUUAACUUUAGACCUUAAUGUUUGAAUUUGAAUAUGACGGACUUCCGCC